UUCUCAAUUGUCAACAUUGAUCAGCUGUUCUUGAUCUAUUCAUCCCGGCCGCACUUGGACGACUUUUCGCAAAUUUUCCAGAAAUUGCUAAAUUGAACCGACAAUAAAUUACAAACAUGGCAAGUUAUGAUGCCUAUGGAACACCAACUAAACCGGAUACCAAUUGCCGCACAUGUACCGAUUUCAAAUCAUGGUCAAAACAGCAAAGGCACAUUUUUCAGAAGGCAACUGAUAAAGAUGCAGCAAAGGCUGGUGGAGACGGCGGUGCCAAGGAUACUAAUAUGCCGCGUGAAGAUUGUCCUUUAGAUAAAUCGCGUCUGGGCCAGUCGACAUGGGGCUUAUUACACACCAUGGCGGCAUUCUAUUCGGAUAAUCCCACAGAUAAUCAAAAGAAGGAUGUCAAAACCUUUUUCGAUGUCCUAUCACGUCUCUAUCCCUGCGAAUAUUGUGCUCAAGACUUUCGUAAAGACCUUCGAGAAAAUCCGGUCCAAGUUAAUUCUCAAAAGGACUUCUCACAAUGGUUGUGUCAGUUCCACAAUCGAGUCAAUGUCAAAUUAGGCAAACCCGAGUUCGAUUGCAGCAAGGUGAACGAAAGAUGGAGGGAUGGCUGGCUAGAUGGUUCAUGUGAUUAAUAGUAACCUCGUGGUCUUAUUUCAAACUACUUGUAAUUCCUUUUGUUAUUACAUCGGUUUUAUUUUCCCAUCCGAUUGCAAAUUUGCCAGAAACAUGUAUUUAUUAUUAGAUUUUUGUAUGUUAUAAGAAAACUAGUUCAUAUUUCUUCCUUAUUUUCGAAAUAUGAAGUUUCCUUAUAAAUCCUUUUCUAAUUUGUAGCUAUUUUGUUGUAUUGUAUCCUGAUGUUGAUCUGGGGAAAACAUCUUAAAACAUAUUCCUUAGAAAAAGAAGUUACCUAUUUGUAAAUAUACAUAUACAUACCUACCAGUGUGCAGUUGUUACAACCACUUGA
Messenger RNA from Musca domestica (house fly), 964 nucleotides. Its product is annotated as FAD-linked sulfhydryl oxidase ALR-like. Gene Ontology annotation, molecular function: flavin adenine dinucleotide binding; flavin-dependent sulfhydryl oxidase activity. The record is from RefSeq and is a predicted model, not a curated record. The transcript has 3 exons. The coding region runs from base 117 to 632 and encodes 171 amino acids. NCBI's taxonomy places the organism in Eukaryota, Metazoa, Arthropoda, Insecta, Diptera, Muscidae. Gene Ontology annotation, cellular component: mitochondrion.